AUGAACCACACCAAUCAGUCACUCAUUACUCAGUUCAUUAUUGUAGGAUUUUCAGAUCUCAAUGGAACUCGAGGUCUGCUCUUCGGCUUGCUGUUUAUCAUUUACCUUUUUACACUGAGUGGUAAUAUUACAAUAAUAAUUCUUAUAUUUACUCACCUCAAACUCCAUGUCCCCCUCUACAUGUUUGUUGCUAUACUUUCUUUCCUGGAGAUCUGGUAUACAGCAGUCACCAUUCCUAAAAUGCUUGCCAACCUACUAAACCAGAACAUUAUCACAUACACCGGAUGCCUAAUGCAGAUAUAUUUCCUACACAGCCUAGGCAUUACCGAAACGUACCUUCUAACAGCAAUGGCUUAUGAUCGCUACAUGGCUAUAUGCAACCCUUUGAGAUAUCCAUCUAUCAUCACAACACACUGUUGCUUUCAGAUGGCAGCUUGCUGUUGGAUUAUUGGCUUUCUCGGCCCUUUAACCCAAAUUAUUUUGCUUUCUCAACUCUCAUUCUGUGGCCCAAACAGGGUUCAGCAUAUAUUUUGUGACUUCUCUCCACUAAUAAAUUUAGCAUGUUCUGAUACCUCUUUAAAUGUCUCAGUAGACUUCACCAUUAAUUCUAUCCUUUUGUUUUUUGCAUUUUUCUGCAUAAUUAUUUCAUACAUCCAGAUUAUGUCAACGGUUUUAAAAAUAAGCACAGUAGCAGGAAGAGAAAGGGCAUUUUCUACCUGUGGGGCUCAUCUCACAGUAGUUUCGCUUUUCUUUGGAAGUGUGGCAUUUAUGUAUGUACGGUUGAGUAAUAAUUAUCCUGUCACUUAUGAUCGAAUCAUGGCAGUUAUUUACUCUGUUUUAACACCUAUGUGUAAUCCAAUCAUUUAUAGCCUAAGAAACCGAGAAAUUAGGGAAGUGCUGCGGAAAAAAAUAUCAAAUUCAAUAUUAAGCUCAAAAUGA
This is a messenger RNA of Bombina bombina (fire-bellied toad), 939 nucleotides long. Its product is annotated as olfactory receptor 6N2-like. Gene Ontology annotation, molecular function: olfactory receptor activity; G protein-coupled receptor activity. Gene Ontology annotation, biological process: G protein-coupled receptor signaling pathway. The record is from RefSeq and is a predicted model, not a curated record. The coding region runs from base 1 to 939 and encodes 312 amino acids. Lineage: Eukaryota; Metazoa; Chordata; Amphibia; Anura; Bombinatoridae. Gene Ontology annotation, cellular component: membrane. The transcript has a single exon.